This is a messenger RNA of Lingula anatina, 1596 nucleotides long. RefSeq lists its product as uncharacterized. The record is from RefSeq and is a predicted model, not a curated record. NCBI's taxonomy places the organism in Eukaryota, Metazoa, Brachiopoda, Lingulata, Lingulida, Lingulidae. Gene Ontology annotation, molecular function: catalytic activity.
ACUGUCGGAGAGUUGUAGCACCCCAGUGCAAAGCUGAGAGGAAAAUACCUAGGGAGAAUCUGAUCAUAAGUACACGCAACAUAGAACAUAUGGCUGACUUAACCCACGCAACGGAAAAAAGAUUGGACCGAGGCUUCUCUGCAGAGGAGACUGCCAUCCAGUUUCCACCGGACUGCGAUCAAGAAGUUGUAGGCCCCGAGUUAAGCUGGACGCAGUAUGCAUCACAGUUCGUCAUAAAUCAGGAAACUGGUGGAAAAGAUUUUUUCAAUGCCGCAAUUCUGCCAUUUUCAACGCCAUCCACCAUUGAAAAUGCAGAGAAAUUUUGGAGGUCUGUAAUUUUUGACUGGGUCCGCUAUAUUCCUUUCCUUCGGAUGAUCGUAAGACCAAAAGUGGCCGGGCAAGAAAGCUGCGCUGAAGACUUCGUGCAUGUUUUUCUGCCAGCUGACUGGGAAAAUAUAGACUUCCGAGUCAUUGAAGAUAAAGAACGAUUCGAGACGGAGACUGAGGACCCGAUGGAUCUCAGAAAAGGCCCCCCUCUGCGAGUGCUACUCUGGGCAACUGGCCCCGACCGAGAGAUUCGGCUCGUCAUCAAUGAAAUCAAUAGCGACAACGCGGGACUAGCGGUUCUCACCGACGCAUUUGGCAAAAUCACCAUGUUGAAACUGGGGAAGAAGAUAUCUGCACCAAUCCCUCCAGUCAAAAUGUGCGACUUUCCGAAAAUUCUGAAGGACGCAGUCGCGGCCCGGGAGAGCAGUGACGCAGCGUUUUGGAAGAGCGUGGUGGAGUCCAUGCCAAAAGAUGGAGUGAAGUUGUCCAUCUCUGCCCACUGUCCAGCCUCUGGACAAUAUUCCGGUCGAAUUAGAAAUGUCAGUAGGCAAAUGACAGAGAAGCAGGUCAGCGGUAUGGUGAAAAUGACGGAAGAUUAUAAUUCUACGUGCUUCAGGAUAAUUACUAGCGUCUACCAGCUCCUGCUCCACUUGUACACAGGGGAGAGUGUUAACAUCACCACCAAUGUUGACGUCACUCGUUUCGUCCCCGAACUGAAAGGCGUUCUUACUAAACUUAUCAACGGAAUAUCCCUCUACGCUGACUUCAAAGAAACAGGCGGAGCCACGAUCAAAGAUUUCUUGCAGAAGAACUCGUCAGUAAUACAGCAAUCUGUGGAACACGGCUUGUACCCGGCGGACCGGAUUCAGGCUCUCGUCGAGGCGCACAUGACCGAAAUUACACGGAAAUACCCGAAGCACAAAAUCAACCAAGAGCGAGUGGGGUUUUGGUCUUUCCGCAAGCAAUUCGUCCAGAAGCAGGGGACAAAUUUCCAAUUCAAAGGUUUAAUUCUGAAUACUCUAGAAACCAUUAUCGAGACGCAAAUUCGAUUCUACUACGACAAACGCAACCCCAACAACAGUUUCAUCGUUUUCGAAUUAAGCCAAGACGCCUUCAGCGAGGAAGAGGCUCACCAGAUCAAAGAAGAUUUCUUCAAUCUCUUAGAUUACGUGAUUGAUAAUCCUGAUGGGAUAAUUGCAGAUAUUCCUUGGGACGACAUGGCACAGUAUCGUAGUUCAUGCAACACCAAGUGAUAAAAAUGUUUAAAUA